UCAUAACUUUGUGGAUACUCUGGAAAAAAAAACAAAAUUUUCCGUUAAGAGAAUCGACUCGACGGUUAUAUUUUUCCAAAUUCAGAAAAAGAGAAAUCUAGAAGAGAAUUGAAGAGAGAAUGUCGAGUAGGAAGAACAGAGGGAAGAGCCAGUGGACGGCGUGGCUAACUCCGGUGAUCGUCAUUGCUUGUAUCGCCGUCUUCAUCGUCGUCAUGUUCAUCAACGACUGCCCCAAGACGGCUGCUGGCGCCAACGGAGAUUGCGUGGCAAAGUUUCUCCGCAGGUUCUCCUUCCAGCCACUAAGAGAGAACCCUCUCUUGGGCCCAUCUUCUUCAACAUUGGACAAAAUGGGAGCAUUGGAAUGGAGGAAAGUCGUGAAAGGCAACGAAAAAUGGAGGCUCGUGACAUCAAUGUGGCUCCAUGCCGGUAUCAUUCACCUUGUUGUUAAUAUGUUUAAUCUCAUCGUCAUCGGUAUCCGCCUUGAGCAGCAGUUUGGAUUCAUAAGAGUCGGGCUCAUCUACCUGAUAUCGGGAUUCGGUGGAAGCAUUCUCUCGGCACUCUUCCUUCAGAACAGUAUCUCCGUUGGGGCCUCUGGUGCUCUCCUUGGACUCCUUGGAGCUAUGUUAUCCGAGCUGCUCAUCAACUGGACUAUCUACGCCAACAAGGUGGCUGCUUUGGUCACGAUCUUGUUCAUCGUCGCAAUCGAUUUGGCGAUAGGUUUGCUUCCUAGCGUUGACAACUUUUCUCACAUUGGUGGGUUUAUAACCGGGUUUCUCCUCGGGUUUGUGCUACUGAUCCGGCCACAGUUCGGGUGGGAAGAGUCAAACAACGCUUAUCAGUACGGUGGGCGUGCUAGACCAAAGUAUAACCCGUGCCAGUAUGUGUUGCUCUUUGUUGGUGCUGUUUCUGUGGUCGGGGUUUUAACGGUUGGGACGGUGAUGCUGUUUAAAGGGGAGAAUGGGAACAAACAUUGCAAAUGGUGCCAUCGCCUAGACUGUUUCCCUACUUCCAAGUGGUCUUGUUGAUUUUUCAAUCCUCAA
Eutrema salsugineum is the source of this 1040-nucleotide messenger RNA. RefSeq names its product RHOMBOID-like protein 6, mitochondrial. Gene Ontology annotation, biological process: proteolysis. The record is from RefSeq and is a predicted model, not a curated record. Bases 120 to 1025 code for a protein of 301 amino acids. Lineage: Eukaryota; Viridiplantae; Streptophyta; Magnoliopsida; Brassicales; Brassicaceae. Gene Ontology annotation, cellular component: membrane. The transcript is spliced from 5 exons. Gene Ontology annotation, molecular function: serine-type endopeptidase activity.